CCAAGGGGCUGGCGCCUCCCCGCCUCGCCGGGACUGUCUCGUGCGGGCGGCUGCGGACGCUCGUGGCCACUGGGGCUCCAGGUCGGCGCGCGGCGCACCUGGACCGGAGACUGCGCCUCCCGAGCGCCGCGGCCGGGCUGCGCUCCCGGGCUCCCGCCUCCUUCCCCGCCCGAGCCGCUCCGGGCCGCGCGGACCCCUGCUCACCGCAGGCGCGGCUGAGGCAUCGGCUGGGAAGGCAAAAUUAUUUCCCUUCCCAAGCAGAAAGGUUCCGAUUGGCAAGAUGGUGCCCAACUGUCCCCGCGCGCUCUUUCUGCUGCUGCUUUUCCUCGCCUGCCCCGAAUCGCGGGCUUCCCAGAACUGUCUCAACAAACAGCAGCUCCUCAGUGCCAUCCGCCAGCUGCAGCAGCUGCUGAAGGGCCAGGAGACGCGCUUCGCUGAGGGCGUCCGCCACAUGAAGAGCCGGCUGGCGGCGCUGCAGACCUCCGUGAACAGAGCGAAUCCGGACACGCCCCCAGUUUCCUGCCCUGCUCUGAGCGCCCCUCCGGAUGGCAGAAAGUUUGGGAGCAAGUACUUCGUGGAUCACGAAGUCCAUUUUACCUGCAACCCCGGCUUCCGGCUCAUCGGGCCCAGCAGUCUGGCGUGUCUUCCCAAUGGUACCUGGACGGGGGAGCAGCCCCGCUGCAGAGAUAUCAGCGAAUGCUCCAGCCAGCCUUGUCAGAAUGGUGGGACCUGUGUGGAAGGUGUCAACCAAUACAAAUGCAUUUGUCCUCUGGGAAGGACUGGGAGCCGCUGUCAGCAUCAGGCCCAGACUGCCGCCCCGGAUGGCAGCGAGAACGGGGACCACGCUUUCAGCCGCGCACCGCGAUGCGCGCAGGUAGAGCGAGCGCAGCACUGCAGCUGCGAGGCCGGAUUCCACUUGAGCGGCGCCGCCGGGGACAGCGUCUGCCAGGAUGUGAACGAAUGCGAGCUCUACGGGCAGGAGGGGCGACCCCGGCUCUGCAUGCAUGCCUGCGUGAACACCCCUGGCUCAUACCGCUGUGCCUGCCCCAGUGGAUACAGGACUCUGGCCGAUGGGAAGAGCUGCGAGGACAUCGAUGAGUGUGUGAGCCCGCAGCCCGUGUGCCCCCGGGGGACUGUGUGCAUCAACACGGGUGGAGGCUUCCAGUGCGUCAGCCCGGAGUGCCCUGAGGGCAGCGGCAACGUGAGCUACGUGAAGACGUCUCCUUUCCAGUGUGAACGGAACCCCUGCCCCAUGGACAGCAGACCCUGCCGCCACCUGCCCAAGACCAUCUCCUUCCAUUAUCUCUCCCUGCCCUCCAACCUGAAGACGCCCAUCACGCUCUUCCGCAUGGCCACGGCCUCGGCCCCUGGCCGGCCGGGACCCAACAGCCUGCGGUUUGGGAUCGUGGGUGGGAACAGCCGGGGCCACUUUGUGAUGCAGCGCUCAGACCGCCAGACCGGAGAGCUGAUCCUCGUCCAGACCCUGGAGGGGCCUCAGACGCUGGAGGUGGACGUGGACAUGUCGGAAUACCUGGAUCGCUCCUUCCAGGCCAACCACGUGUCCAAGGUCACCAUCUUUGUGUCCCCUUAUGACUUCUAAGGGUGCCGUGGGGGUCAUCUCUCUUCCUCAAAGUCUCAGCGACAGACAUCUCUCCCCAACCCCCCUUGCCCCCUGCCUGCCUGCCCGUCCCUCCAGGUCCCCGUGGAGUGGCACAGAAGCGCAGCCCCCAAACCCAAACUGUGGCCAUCACAUUUUGUCUGCUUUGGGGCCCUUCCCUGGGAUUAUGCACUUUCUCAAAUCUUUUUUUUUGCAGGGGAAUGGGCAGCUUUUCAAAAUGCCGUGUGCAUGGCGUUGUGAGUCUGAGCUAGCUGGGGAAGAAGUGCCAUGGAAUGUGUCUGAAGUGAUUGUGUUCGGCCUCCUAUAUUGUUAUAUUCAGGCCUUGAUAUGAAGUAGUUUGGGUCCUGCUGAGGGUCAAAUCAUACUCCUUUGCCUGUGGCAGGGACAGGGGGGCGGAAGGGGGUCCUGCCAUCACCCAGCACGUUCUCGUCUGUAUUCCCCUCUGUGACACGCCUGCCAGCCUUCUUGUUGGAGAGCCACGGCGGGGCCUGGACCCCCACACAGAUUCUUCCAGAACAAGGAACCAGUGUUCAAGUGUAGAUUCUGCCUGAAUGAAUGCCCUUGGGAGAAAUCAUAUCUCGAAACGUAACCCGGUAUUAUAACUGAAGAAAUAAAGUCUGUUGAUUGUCCCUGCCCA
Messenger RNA from Sus scrofa (pig), 2255 nucleotides. RefSeq names its product fibulin 7 (gene FBLN7). Lineage: Eukaryota; Metazoa; Chordata; Mammalia; Artiodactyla; Suidae. Gene Ontology annotation, molecular function: calcium ion binding. The record is from RefSeq and is a predicted model, not a curated record.